This is a messenger RNA of Purpureocillium takamizusanense, 980 nucleotides long. RefSeq lists its product as uncharacterized. The record is from RefSeq and is a predicted model, not a curated record. Gene Ontology annotation, biological process: protein transport. The transcript has a single exon. The coding region runs from base 284 to 757 and encodes 157 amino acids. NCBI's taxonomy places the organism in Eukaryota, Fungi, Ascomycota, Sordariomycetes, Hypocreales, Ophiocordycipitaceae.
CACAAACCGCGCUUCACCCUUCACCUCCCACUGACGACACAACUCGGCCCGCCUCCCGCCUGUCAUAUCCAAAGCCCUUGUGCCGCACUGCUUAUUCGGUUCUUUGGCAGCUCAAUCACUUACUGGCCUCCUUGACUGGACCCCCAAAGUCACCGCCUGGUACCCACUCGACGCAGACAUUUUUGCCUACCAAGAUAGUUGCCUAAGAGCACAGCCGGACCCUCAACCGCCCAGAUCUCCGUUCCCCUUACUCCUCGGUACCUCUCUAUCGCAGACUACCGCCAUGUCACAGCAGACAGGCGCCGACAAGCCGGAGCUCAACGCUCUUGGCAAGCUCGCGGUGCGCGUUGCCGAGUACGGGCAAAAUGCCACCAACAACAUCUCCAACAGCUUCUCCAGCUUGACGACGCAAGGUUGGAUCCGGCUUAUUGUCAUUGUCGGCGGGUACAUGCUCCUGCGGCCACACCUCAUGAAGUUUGUCACCAAGGGCGCCGUCAAGAAGAUGGAGGAGGACGACGCCAGGUCGCGCGAAAAGGAUGCGGCCGAGGCGGAGAUUACGCCCAACGAAUUCCGCGGCAUCAAGGAGAAGCUCAUGGUUCAGGCCGAGGAGGACGAGGGAGACGGCACGGGUGCCGACUGGGGUCAGAAGGCUCGUGUGAGGCAAAGGCAGAUGCUCAAGGACCUCCUCGAGGAGGAGGAACGGCGGAGGGCCGCGGAGAAUGAGGACGCCGACAUCCAGGAGUUUUUGGAGGACUAAGCGGCGACGCGCUUUGCGUCCUGGCGGCCUCGCUUGUGUAUCACUCGUGUAUGCUAGGGGUGUGCUCAAUAAGCAGGAAUGGUAUCGGGCUGAGCGGAUCGAUCAAAGUGGACAGGCAUCAGGACAUUCGAGGAGGUCACGGCCUUGUGUCAUGCGAUUUGGACAUGUGCAGCAAAAUUGAACCAUCAGUGCUUCGUACAUGGACGGCUUGAUCGCUGUCAAA